CCGUCUUGCAUCCUUCCGGCUCCGUCGUGGAAGGAGGACUGCGCCUCGUCUUCCUGAAGGUGGGGUUCGGGGAAGGCCAGCCCGCGGUCACGCCGGCUGUGGGGAGGGAAAGUGGGCUCCCCGGGCUAGUGUUUCCGGGUGCUCGGGGCGUGGGUCGAGCGGGGAUCGGACCGGGGGCCAGGAGGGCUUCCGGGAGCGCCGUGGGCGCUCGGCAGGCGGGAGUUGAGGACCAGGCCGGCCGCGCGGCUGAGUGGCCCCGCGGAGGCCUCCCCGCGAGCGCGGCUGUGGGGGUUUCCAUGGUGACAGUAAACAAGCCUCAACUGCCUCAGCUACAACUGCCAAGUCCCCGGGGUUCCACCCUCCUCUAGGUGCUCUGAGGGCCAGCGAGGUUCCGGAUGUGAGUGGGAGCGUGGAGACAAGGAGCCCGAGGUUGAGAACAAAAAGAAGAUGCACCUGGACUUUCCCCGGAGCCCUCUGCGUUUUUAAGGCGUCGGGUGGAGUUGGUUCGUAAGCCGCGUUCCUUACUGAAAAUAGAAGUCACUUCUGCCUUCCCGUGGAAAACUUGUUAUCUUCCAUAAGUGUUUGCUACAGAAGGCAUCUGUGGUGGUUCCUUAAGCUACAAAAAAUUGCCCAAGCUUGUGACAUCAGCCCUGUCAAGUGUUCAUGAUGCUGGGCCCUGAGGGAGGUGAAGGCUAUGUGGUCAAACUCCGAGGCCUACCCUGGUCCUGCUCAAUUGAGGACGUACAAAACUUCCUCUCCGACUGCACAAUUCAUGAUGGGGUCGCAGGUGUUCAUUUCAUUUAUACUAGAGAAGGCAGGCAGAGUGGUGAGGCUUUUGUUGAACUUGAGUCAGAAGAUGAUGUAAAAUUGGCUCUGAAAAAAGACAGGGAAAGCAUGGGACACCGGUAUAUUGAGGUGUUCAAGUCACACAGAACCGAGAUGGAUUGGGUGUUGAAGCACAGUGGUCCAAACAGCGCCGACAGUGCCAAUGAUGGCUUUGUGAGGCUCCGGGGACUCCCAUUUGGAUGCACAAAGGAAGAAAUCGUUCAGUUCUUCUCAGGGUUGGAAAUUGUGCCAAACGGGAUCACAUUACCUGUGGACCCGGAGGGCAAGAUUACAGGGGAGGCCUUCGUUCAGUUUGCCUCACAAGAGUUAGCUGAGAAAGCUCUAGGGAAGCACAAGGAGAGAAUAGGGCACAGGUAUAUUGAAGUGUUCAAGAGCAGUCAGGAGGAAGUUAGGUCAUACUCAGAUCCACCUCUGAAGUUUAUGUCUGUGCAGAGGCCUGGGCCCUAUGACCGGCCUGGCACAGCCCGGAGGUACAUUGGCAUUGUGAAACAGGCAGGCCUGGAUAGGAUGAGGUCUGGUGCCUAUAGUGCAGGCUAUGGGGGCUAUGAAGAAUACAGUGGCCUCAGUGAUGGCUAUGGCUUCACCACUGACCUGUUUGGGAGAGACCUCAGCUACUGUCUCUCAGGAAUGUAUGACCACAGAUACGGAGACAGCGAGUUCACAGUGCAGAGCACCACCGGCCACUGCGUCCACAUGAGAGGGCUGCCCUACAAAGCAACAGAGAAUGACAUCUACAACUUCUUCUCUCCACUCAACCCUGUGAGAGUUCAUAUUGAGAUUGGCCCUGAUGGAAGAGUGACGGGAGAAGCUGAUGUUGAGUUUGCCACCCAUGAAGAAGCAGUGGCAGCUAUGUCGAAGGACAGGGCCAACAUGCAGCACAGAUACAUAGAACUCUUCCUGAAUUCAACAACAGGGGCUAGCAACGGGGCUUAUAGCAGCCAGGUGAUGCAGGGCAUGGGAGUGUCAGCUGCCCAGGCAACUUACAGUGGCCUGGAGAGUCAGUCAGUGAGUGGCUGUUAUGGGGCCGGCUACAGCGGUCAGAACAGCAUGGGUGGAUAUGAUUAGUAUUGUAGGAACAUUUGAGUUGUUUCAAUCAAAAAUUUCACAGGCAGCCAAUAAAGCAGUCAAGAGCAGUUUAUAACUCUAGAGGAAGCUGGGGGACCCACUUUGCACCAUGAGUUUGUGAAAUCUGGAUUAAAAAAUUACCUCUUCAGUGUUUCUCAUGCAAACUUUUCUUCUAGCAUGUAAUAUUGAGUAAACUAAAACUAUUUUCUUCCGCUUUUCUCAAUUAACAUUUUUGGUAGUAUACUUAAGAGUGAUGUUAUCUGAGUUAAGUAGUUUUAAGUAUGUUGAGUGGAUCUUUAAGCACACCACAGUGGACACACUGGGGACAUGUACUUUUCUGGAGAACUCAAAGGUGCUAGAUCCCUGAUGCAAAGAAGCAUUCUCAUGUUCUUCAUUCUAGUUUAUAUUUUCAUUUAAAAUCUUUAGGUUAAGUUUAAGCUUUUUAAAAGUUAGUUUUGAGAAUUGAGACACAAUACUAAUACUGUAGGAAUUGGUGAGGCCUUGACUUAAAGCUUUCUUUGUACUGUGAUUUCCUUUUGGGUGUAUUUUGCUAAGUGAAACUUGUUAAAUUUUUGUUAACUAAAUUUUUUUCUUAAAAUAAAGACUUUUUCACAAUGA
Molecule: messenger RNA, 2529 nt
Organism: Meriones unguiculatus (Mongolian gerbil)
Lineage: Eukaryota; Metazoa; Chordata; Mammalia; Rodentia; Muridae
Gene: Hnrnpf
Product: heterogeneous nuclear ribonucleoprotein F
Exons: 4
Coding region: 664-1911 (415 amino acids)
Biological process (GO): regulation of RNA splicing
Cellular component (GO): ribonucleoprotein complex; nucleoplasm
Molecular function (GO): RNA binding
Source: RefSeq, a predicted model, not a curated record